This is a messenger RNA of Iphiclides podalirius (scarce swallowtail), 660 nucleotides long. The record is from the annotation of a GenBank genome assembly. NCBI's taxonomy places the organism in Eukaryota, Metazoa, Arthropoda, Insecta, Lepidoptera, Papilionidae.
AUGGAAAACCGUUCCGAGAACUCGAAUGCGGCCGCCGCACUAUCUUCCCCCUGUACCGUUGACAAAACAAACCGACCGAGAGGAUCCUGCCCAAGAGUGCCCGCCCUCGGCCCAUUUCCACGGAUCCCCGCGUCCCCUCGCUCCCUGGCACACAUCCUAUGGCCCGUCACCUGCCACCUGCCACCCGCCACCUGCCACCGCCACGCUCUCCCACCACUCUUGGACGCCAUAUUUCUGCUCAGUAAUAAAACAGUUCUCCAAAUUGGCAUCGGCCGCCUCGAAUUCAAUUGCCGAUUUAUAAGCGUCGCCGCGCGGUCCUAUUUGGCCCCGGGCCAAACUGGUCGGCCGACGGCGAGGCCCAUAACUCACCGCGCGGCGUUCCUGAAAGGCAUAAUCGUUUCGACGAAGACGUCUCAGCCUCCAAAAGAGGUUCGGGGUGAGAGAAGUGCAUUGGGCCACCGGCCAUCGCGGCCCUUCCGCGAACAGGCCUUCCGGGAACGCGCCGCCACCCCACGCCCAUGGACUCGCUUCGGACUCGCCAAUACCGCUGCCAAAUCGCACUCGUGUGCCAGGGUGCGGCGCGUGCUGCGUGCGCCGUAUAUAGUUCAGGAUCGCGGAGCCGUUUGGCGCAUCGAGAUCGAGAGCCGUGCGUUCCUCGCG